Molecule: messenger RNA, 4145 nt
Organism: Solea senegalensis (Senegalese sole)
Lineage: Eukaryota; Metazoa; Chordata; Actinopteri; Pleuronectiformes; Soleidae
Gene: samd4a
Product: sterile alpha motif domain containing 4A
Exons: 13
Coding region: 582-2813 (743 amino acids)
Biological process (GO): nuclear-transcribed mRNA poly(A) tail shortening; regulation of mRNA stability; negative regulation of translation
Cellular component (GO): P-body
Molecular function (GO): translation repressor activity; mRNA binding; protein binding
Source: RefSeq, a predicted model, not a curated record
GACAGACACACACACACCACACACACAGACAGACAGACAGAGGAAAAGUUAGUCAAGACGGCAAAUCACCAGACCCGGACUGAAGGAGCGCCGCUCCCCCGAAAAACCUAAACCUGACCAUGAGAACUGCGGAGGAGGUGUUCCUGGGAUUCCCUGAAGAAAAAUGCCAGAGAGGCUGAAGCUGAUGUGACACAGCGUGUGCUGUGAGAACGCUGACUCAUCAAAUAUCAAUCCCUCUGAGAGCAACUAAGCAAUCUGGUGCAGCUCAUAACUCUAAUGCCUUGCUAGAAGAGCACAUCACAACCCCCUCUUCCUCCUCUUCCUCCUCCUCCUCCUCAGACAGGAGAAGACGGAGCAGAAAGUCCUUCAGCAGGAAUAAAUCCGACAGCAUCUGUGUGUGAAACAAAUGUCAGUGAACAGGUUUAUAAUGACAAAGAUCAGAAGGAGAACAGAGAGACAUCUCUGUCCCUGAAGACAUCAACAAGCAGGUCAACCAGUGUAAAGUUACCUCUGAGUCUCACGCCCCACCCGGCCCGGCCCGGCCCGGCCCGGCCCGGCACAGUGACCGUGCUUCACAGACCAUGAUGUUUCGUGAUCAGGUGGGCGUUCUGGCCAGCUGGUUCAAAGGGUGGAAUGAGUGCGAGCAGACUGUUGCUCUGCUGUCCCUGCUGAAGAGGGUCAGCCGGACCCAGGCCCGCUUCCUGCAGCUCUGUCUGGAACACUCACUCGCUGAGUGCACUGACCUGCAGGUGCUGGAGGGAGAGGCCAACAGCCCAGGAGUGAUCAGCCAGUGGCAAAGUGAACCUAAGGAGCGCGUCAUCUCACUGGUCCUCACACAUCUCCCACUGCUCAAACCUGGCAAUGUUGAAGCAAAGGGCGAGUACAUGCGUCUGCUGCCACGAAUACUGGCUCACACCAUAGAGCACGGCCACCACCUGGAGGAGUCUCGCCAGCUUCUGUCCUAUGCUCUCAUUCAUCCAGCCACCUCCUUGGAAGACCGCUCUGCCUUGGCACUGUGGCUCAACCACCUGGAGGAAAGGGCCGCUGCCCGGGGAGACUCACUGGAGCGCCCCCCUCCUGCUGGGCCCCACCAUCAUCACCAUCAUCACCAGUCAACACCAUCAUUAACCCUCUCCACAUCUGGUUCCUCCUCCUCUUCCUCCUCCUCCUCCUCCACGAACACCUCUUCGUCAGGCAACCUUUAUUCCUUGCAUCACCACCAGCGCUAUGGCUCAGACGAUCGUCUCAAUGGAUGGCAGAGCUCCAGGGACUCGGGGUUGGGCGGAGGGUGGCAUCAGCAGCAGCAGCAGCAGCAGCAGCAGGGCUGUGAGAAUGGGCAUCUGCUUCUCUACCCAUCAUCCUCUGUGCCAACAACCUUAAACACAGUUGGAACUGGCGGAGGCAGUAACACGAUUCUAACGAGUGGAGGUGGCAGCCAGCAGCACAGUCCCCUGAAGCGCUCAGUGUCUCUAACGCCUCCCAUGAGCGGCCCUAGCAACCAGCCUCUGGGCCAUGUGUGGCUCUCUCAGGAGGAUCUACGCACUGCUAGAGGCCCAGCCCCAGACCAUGCACCUCUGUCACCCCAGAGCAGCAUUGCUUCCUCAGGCAGUGGAGGCAGUGAGCACCUGGAGGAGGCUUGUUUAGGAGGAGGUUCAGGUCUUCAUCGUAGUUCCUUUCAUGAGGAGAGCAGUGGCAUGAGGGAUGUCCCUGCGUGGCUUAAGAGUCUCCGUCUUCAUAAAUACGCCGCUCUCUUCUCCACGAUGACCUAUGAUGAGAUGAUGUCACUGACUGAAGAGCAGCUGGAGUCACAGAAAGUCACUAAAGGAGCGAGACACAAGAUUGUGAUCAGCAUUCAGAAGCUCAGAGAAAGACAGAACCUUCUGCGCAGCCUGGAGAAGGACGUGUUGGAGGGCAGUAACCUGCGCGCACCGCUGCAGGAGCUUCACCAGAUGAUCGUAACGCCCAUCAAAGCUCUCAGUGGCAGUGAGGAAGCCUCUCUGCAGCGCUGCCUCCAGAGCUCUGAGGGUAAGAGCGCUGCACCUGGUUCACACCUGACUGCUGGAGGUGGUGGGGAGGCGGAGUCAGGUACAAGCGUGAUUGCAGAGGGGGAUCUGCCUGGACAGUUCACCCGUGUGAUGGGCAAAGUCUGUACCCAGCUGUUGGUGUCGAGGUCAGACGAGGACAACAUCAGCUCCUACCUGCAACUCAUCGACAAGUGCCUUAUCCACGAGUCCUUUACUGAGACACAGAAGAAGAGGCUGUUGUCAUGGAAACAACAGGUCCAAAGACUGUUCCGCUCCAUUCCCAGGAAAACUCUGCUCGACUUAGCGGGAUACAGACAGCAGAGGAGUCGUUUUGGUCAGUCCAACUCUCUGCCCACGGCUGGUUGUGUUGGAGGCAGCGUGUCGUCCAGGAGGAGCCUGAGACAGUUCCAGAUGCCCUCCAGGAGUUUACCAGGUGCCCGGCUGGGUCUGCUGGGGAGUGGAAGUCUGCUGGGUACCACAGCACGGAGCAGCAGCAGCAGCAGCAGCAGCAGCAGCAGCACGGCCACCGGUCCUAAGCAGGGCAGACAGGGUCUGUGGUUUGCUAACCCUGGAGGAAGCAACAGUAUGCCGAGCCGGAGCCACAGCUCUGUGCAGAGGACCCGAUCACUGCCCGUCCACACCACGCCCCCAACCAUGCUCAUGUUCCAGCAAACUGAUCUUCAGUUACCUGUGACAGAGCCAGAUAUCAACAAUCGCCUCGAGUCUCUGUGUCUGAGUAUGACAGAACACGCUUUGGGAGAUGGUGCUGACCGCACGUCAACAAUAUGAAUGAUGAUGACUCGAGUGAGCAGGUCGAUGAGACUCUCUCACCGUAAACCAGCUCCAAGUCACCGGACAGGAUCCAAGAAACACAAACGGCAACACAAGCUAUCGUCCACUCUGUCUGUCCACUGGGCUGGAAACACACACUUCCUGCUCUGCCACGCUCACACAGAGAAAUGCAUGGAACAAGGCUGGACUGGACUGUACGCAGGUCUGUGGAUCAGGGCCACAGCGAGGGUCCUCUUCCCUCUCCAACACCACGCGUGGCAUCUUUCAAAUCCAUAACCGUAGCUCAGACCCAGGAGCGAGGACGAGACAAGCAGACCUAAAUAAGCACGCAGGAGGAAGUUUGAGAUUUCCUGGACGGCCUCCUGCUGUGCAUUCACGUGCUUUAUGUAUGUCUUGUUUACAUAAUGAUGCUACAGAGACAUCUCACCUGUAGCUGUCAUGCUAGUUUACAACCAACCUGCUUCUAUAUUUGAUCAAACAUUUAGUGACGAUGAGGGACAGAGGACGAUGAAGAAGGAGAGAAAGAAAGUCAGGUGGAGAAAGAAAGAGAAAGUUGAACGAGAAAGAAUGAAGCUGAAGUGAAUCUGGAGAGGGAAGCGGAUGUUUACAGGAGAACGACCACUGAGGCAGGACCUCUGAUUGGCUGAAGAUGACGGAGAAUGAUGAUGUCAUGUCCAAUCAUACUGUCUGAGCGUGUACAGUAUCGUACGUAAAUGGGAGAUUUGAGGCGUAGAAACGAUGUUUGUGAAACAUGAGAGAAGCAGGAGGGGAAUUUGGUUUGGUGUCGCUGACACUUUGAGGAAUAACACUGUCAAUCUGUGACGGGUAGUUUUCCCAGAGAUUGUCUCCUGAGUGCUUACUUCCACCUGCUGGACAAACACAGUCAUGACAGUAGAGACAGGCUGUUCAAAAGAAAAGGAUGACAAUCUGUCUGUUCUGUCAGUACAUGGGAUUUAUAGCCUUUUUUUUUUUUUACUAUGAAUCUCUUGGUUAUUCUGUGUCUUAAUAUUUAUCCUCAGUUUAUUGUUUUAUGGAAAACAAGACUGUAUAUUAUUGAAAUAAGUUGGGCAGGAAACUCGGCUCUGUGCCUGUGUGUGUGUGUGUGUGUGUGUGUGUGUGUGUGUGUGUGUGUGUGUGUGUCCUGACCCUGAACGCUCAUCAUGGAGGGUUUUUGAUUAUUAUUGUUUAGUUUCUUCUUUAGUUUGUUGCAAUUCUAUCGAACUUCCUUUGUAUCCUGCACUUGAUAUGAUAAUGUGAUACACUACAACAGUUAGCAGAUCACAGAGAGAGAGAGUCCAGCUUCACUCUCAGUGGACACAAGAGACACAA